AUGGCUGCUAUGGAUUCCGGCGUUCAGGGUUGCAUCUUAUCCGUUUUAAUUCUCCACGACGAGGAAAUAGCAGUGACCGCCGAGAAGAUCAGCGCUUUGUUGAAGGCCGCUAAAGUCUCCUUCGAGUCUUACUGGCCCAGCCUCUUCGCUAAGCUCGCUCAAAAUAAGAACAUCGAAGACCUCAUCUUGAACGCCGGUUCUGGUGGAGGGGCCGCCGUUGCCGUUUCCGCUCCUGCCGCCAGUGGUGCUGGUGCAGCUGCCCCUGCACCCGCUGCCGAGGAAAAGAAGGAGGAAGUGAAGGAAGAAAGUGACGAUGACAUGGGAUUUGGGUUAUUUGAUUAG
Molecule: messenger RNA, 342 nt
Organism: Sphenostylis stenocarpa
Lineage: Eukaryota; Viridiplantae; Streptophyta; Magnoliopsida; Fabales; Fabaceae
Source: the annotation of a GenBank genome assembly